This is a messenger RNA of Lotus japonicus, 1692 nucleotides long. RefSeq lists its product as uncharacterized. The record is from RefSeq and is a predicted model, not a curated record. The transcript has 9 exons. The coding region runs from base 98 to 1333 and encodes 411 amino acids. Lineage: Eukaryota; Viridiplantae; Streptophyta; Magnoliopsida; Fabales; Fabaceae.
UUUACUUAAAACAACCAAGCGUGGUCGUUCUGCCAUUCCGUUCCAUUCUUCCUCUCCUCUCUCAACCCUACCCUCUCCUCUCUCAACCGCCGCAACGAUGACGACGCCGCGCGCCUCCAUUUUCAGCCCCUCCGCGUCUGUAAUUCCAGACCACGAUUCAGUCGAGAAUGAGAAGGAUUUUGCUUCACCGUUAAAGAAAUUCAAAGUUGACAAGGAUUUAGUAGGAGAAGAGCACACCACUGAUUCCGAAGCUGCUGCCAAUGAACUUAUCUCCUUGGAGGCUUUCAAAAUCUGGUGCAAAGUGUAUGGAAAAGAAUACCGUGACGAGAAGGAGAAACAAUCGAGGUUCCAAAAUUUCAAGAGGUCUCUUGAGACCGAGACCCCCUUCAUCCCAGGUGCUCUGACUUUUCCGAGUUUGGCUGAUCAAACCGAAAAAGAAUUUCAGGAGUUUUGUGAAAAACAUGACCUGCAGAAAUAUGACCAGCCGAUGAAUAAUAGUAUAUCCAUCAAACACAUCAUAUAUCUCAGAAACAAGUAUCUAAUCUCAGAAGUUGAGAAUGAGAAGGAAGAUUUAGUAGGAGAAGAAGACAACACUCCCGUUCCAAUGUCACUAGGUUCCGAAGCUGCUGCUGCCAAGGAACUUGACUUCUUCGAGGCUUUCAAAAUCUGGUGCAAAGUGUAUGGAAAAGAAUACGCUGACGAGAAGGAGAAACAAUCGAGGUUCCAAAAUUUCAAGAGGUCUCUUGAGACCGAGACCCCCUUCAUCCCAGGUGCUCUGACUUUUCCGAGUUUGGCUGAUCAAACCGAAAAAGAAUUUCAGGAGUUUUGUGAAAAACAUGACCUGCAGAAAUAUGACCAGCCGAUGAAUAAUAGUAUAUCCAUCAAACACAUCAUAUAUCUCAGAAACAAGUAUCUAAUCUCAGAAGUUGAGAAUGAGAAGGAAGAUUUAGUAGGAGAAGAAGACAACACUCCCGUUCCAAUGUCACUAGGAUCCGAAGCUGCUGCUGCCAAGGAACUUGACUUCUUCGAGGCUUUCAAAAUCUGGUGCAAAGUGUAUGGAAAAGAAUACGCUGACGAGAAGGAGAAACAAUCGAGGUUCCAAAUUUUCAAGAGGUCUCUUGAGACCGAGACCCCCUUCAUCCCAGGUGCUCUGACUUUUCCGAGUUUGGCUGAUCAAACCGAAAAAGAAUUUCAGGAGUUUUGUGAAAAACAUGACCUGCAGAAAUAUGACCAGCCGAUGAAUAAUAGUAUAUCCAUCAAACACAUCAUAUAUCUCAGAAACAAGUAUCUAAUCUCAGAAGACAACACUCCCUUUCCAACCCAUCUCUAUUGAUCCUGAAGUUCAAUUCGUUGAAGAAAGCUCUUUUGAGGACCACCCGCAAGUCGUGCUAGGAGUUUUUCGGGUUUGGCUGAUCGAACUGGAAAAGAAUUUAAUGAGUUUAGAGAAUUUCAUGCGUGUUGAGAUUAUGUCUAAGUAGCUGUUUGAAUUUCAAUUUUAAGUUGUAAGUUUGACCCUUUUUAAUUAAGGUUGAAUAAGUCCUUUUAAUGUGAAUCCAGCUGACACCCCAGAGCACAAAUGGAUCACCCUUUUUAGCUUGCCUCACUUAGUGUGAUAAGAAGACUUUUGUGGUUGUUCUUAAUAGUCAUCGAACAAGUUAUGAUUUUAAUUUUAUUUUACAUGUUGUGAGACCA